GAGUGAAUGGAUGGGAUGACUUGGGAAAGAAAAGGACAAAGAGCUAUUGGGAGCGAGGAUGGAGAAUGAUGGAAAACUCUCAGCCAACGCUGGGGCCUGUUAUCCUAAGCAAGAUCCUGAGCGUGGCGGCAGUCACUUGAUCUCUACAGAUGACUUGGAGUAUCCACGAGAGUACAGGACGCUGGGGAACAGUGGCCGGCGCUUCUCCAAUGUCGGCUUGGUACACACGUCGGAGCACCGCCACACCGUCAGCGCGGCACAAAGCCUGGAGGCCCUGACUAACCUGCACAAGGCUGACAUGGAAAGGAAGAGGGACGCCUUCAUGGAUCACCUGAAAAGUAAAUACCAACAGCAGCAGCAACAGCAGCAGCAGCUGCAGCAUCCUCACCACAGCCCCCACCACAACCCCCCCUCACCCUCACCCUCCCAUGCCAGCAUGAGGGGCUCCUCAGAAAGAUCUGCUCGAGAACAGCAACAGCCCAACUACUGGAGCUUUAAGAGCCGCAGUCCACGCCAUUCCCAGUCUACCCAGUCCGGGCUCGCAGAUCAGGCUGCCAAGCUUUCCUUUGCCUCCGCCGAAUCCUUGGAGACCAUGUCAGAAGCAGACAUGCCUACCGGGUUUAACCGGAUGAACCGAUUCCGUCAGAGCCUGCCGCUGUCUCGUUCUGCCAGCCAGAAUAAGCUACGAUCUCCAGAUGAAUUUUCAGGCGUGCUUUUCCUGCAGUAUGGAGAUGAGACACGGAGGGUUCACAUCACCCACGAGCUCAGCAGCAUGGACACGCUGCACGCUCUCAUUGUGCACAUGUUCCCUCAGAAGUUGACAGCGGGAAUGCUAAAGUCACCCAACACCGCAAUACUGAUCAAAGACGAGGCACGAAACGUCUUCUACGAGCUGGAGGACGUCAGGGACAUUCAAGACCGUAGCAUCAUCAAGAUUUUCCGCAAAGAGCCCAUCUAUGCUUCUUACCCUGCAGCUGCACACCUGGCUAAUGGAGACCUGCGGAGAGAAAUGGUUUAUUCAUCUCGGGAAUCAUCCCCAACGCGCCGCCUCAACACCCUUCCUUCCUCUUCGGGAUCGGCACCCUCCGGCUCUCCAUCCCGCUCUCGCCUCUCAUACAGCGGGGGCCGAAAUCCCUCCUUCUCUGGGAACCAACCCCAGCACGAACAGCCCAGACAUUCGCAUCACCCCCCAGGUGGCCACGGUGCUAACCUAGGUCUGUCUCCAUCACCCAGUGCCAUUUUGGAGCGUCGUGAUGUCAAGCCGGAUGAAGAAGUUUCUGCAAAAAAACUGGCUCUUAUGAAAAAUGAGGCACUAUAUGCAGAUCCCUAUAGUUUGAUGAAUGAAGGUCGUCUCAGCAUCGCCUCCACCCAGUCUCUGGCUGCCAUUGGAGACCCUUUCAACUAUCCUGUUACCACUGGCCUAUAUCGGCGAGGGUCUGUACGCUCUCUUAGCACCUACUCUGCUGCUGCUCUUCAGGGAGACCUGGACGACUCAUUCUACAAGCCUGGAGGCUCGCUGUAUUCUGACACAUACUCCUCUGCAACCCUCGGAAUGGGAUUUCGAAUGCCGCCCUCAUCACCGCAAAAAAUCCCUGACAUGCAGCUUAGGGACAGAGACUCGUAUUCUACUUCACCACGCCCCUCUCCUGUCAGGCAGAGUUUCCGCAAAGACUCUGCCUCUUCGUCUGUAUUUGUGGACAGCCCGAAAUCCAGGCCAAGCUCCAGUUCAGAACCAGGCUUUGGCCCCGCUUUAUCUGGACAGGAUGGAGACACAAGCAGGGACCACCGCCUAGAGCGUAUGGAAGCCAUGGAGAAGCAAAUAGCCAGCCUGACUGGCCUCGUGCAGAGUGUACUGACCAGGGCACCAGACAGCGACAGCACAUGCGGCCUACUGCGUCUCUGCAUGAUGGCGGGCUGCCCUCCGGACCAAGGGACGGAGUUUUCACGCCCAUUACCUUUCUCUUCCAGCGAGAAGACCGAAACUAACAGUGACGGCUCCGCCACUGGAACUGGACGUCAGAAGAAGAAAGCAGCCAAUACACCGUCAGCACCUUUAGCACUGAUGCCACCACCGCCUUCUAACACAACCCCGGUGAACGGUGUUGGUCGCCUGCAGAUGAAGCUCCAUCUGCAUGGCCUGCAGCAAAACGCCACCGACCUCCGCAAACAGCUUGGUCAGCUUCGCAAGAUACAGAUGGAAAACCAGGAUUCAGUGCGAACUCUGCUGAAACGGACCGAGGCCGAGCUGAACGUGCGCGUCGCGGACGCCCUGAGGAAGCAGGAGGAUCCUUUGCAGAGACAGCGCCUACUAGUGGAGGAGGAAAGACUCAAGUACCUCAAUGAAGAAGAACUCAUCAUCCAGCAGCUUCACGAUCUGGAGAAAUCAGUGGAGGAGAUCCAGAAGGAAUCGUCUGUCAACCACAAGCUGGUGACGGUGCAGGAGCUGGAGGAGAAGGCUGCAGUUCUAAGAAAGCUGGGAGAAACACUCACCGAGCUGAAAAAUCAAUUCCCGAGCCUGCAGAGCAAGAUGCGGGUGGUGCUGCGGGUGGAGGUCGAAGCUGUGAAAUUCCUUAAAGAAGAGCCACACAGACUUGAUGCCCUGUUAAAACGCUGCAAGUCUAUAACCGACACCCUCGCCACGAUGCGCAAGCAAGCAAAUGAUGGGGUUUGGAAAAAGCAGGACAACUUUUCAAAUCCCUCAGCAAAGCACAAUGAUGACUUGCAAAAGUUUUCAGGCUUUGACAUCCCCAGCAGCCCUCCGUUAACCAUCAAUGAUAUUGGAGGAGGUAACAGCCUGUCUAACUGGAGUCCGCACUCCAGCCUCAGCCGUGGUCUCGGAAACCCGUCCGGUUCUCACAAGGACAAUCAUCCUCCUAUUCCCCACAAAGGCAAAGCCCUUGAGGAACUGGAGCGCCGUGCUGCCGCUGACAAAGCUUUGUCAAUGGAAGUCCGACUAGCAGCAGAGCGGGACUGGGAGGAAAAGCGUGCCAGUCUUACACAGUACAGUGCUCAGGACAUCAACCGCCUGCUGGAGGAGACCCAAGCUGAACUGAUGAAGGCUAUUCCAGACCUGGACUUUGCUGCCAAGCAGAUCAAGCCCUCCUCCAACACCCCAUCGGCCCAGAUCCCUCAGAGUGGGGCGACAACAACGGAGCACCGCUCUAGCAAGCCACAAAACAAGCUUUCAGCUAAAGAGGGGGGGUCCAGGCGUGGCUCUGAUGAGCUGACAGUACCACGGUAUCGCACAGAAAAACCCUCCAAGUCUCCUCCCCCUCCUCCACCUAGACGUAGUUUCCCUUCGUCUCCAGGUGUGACUUCUCGCAGUGGAGAGCCCUUAAUUCCUGGAAAAAGCAUAAAGAAAUCCGAAUCCGAAGAGAAUGACACCCAAAAGCCACACACGAAACUGAGGAGGACCAUGUCUGAAAACCCUCGUCCUGCAUCUACACCCCCCACGCUAGCCUCCGGAGAGAAGGAGCAAGGAGAGGAGGAAAAAAUUGCUGCUGAACUUGAGCUGUUUGAAAGAGCCCCAGUCAGGCUCUCUCGCCCCACUUCGCUUUUUCUCCCUGCUAGCCCACACAUCAGGAAAAUCCCUUCCCCCUCCAGGCUACACCUGUCGCCUCCUGAGGCCUCUUCUGAGGGAAGGAACUUUUCUGCGAUCCCCCACAUCCUGUUGACAGAGUGUUUGCCAGACUCACUCACUGCUGCAGAAAAUCCUGUCAGAGAUUUAGCAAAUUACCCUGCACAAAAUAAUCCAACGCACAAUUCCAGGGAUCAACAUAUGGUCCAGAAAAAAGAUAUUUUAAGGGGAACGCCUACAGAAAGAAGUAAACCUGGUUCCCAACAGGACCAAGAUAUAUACCUGCUUCUCACAGACAUGGAGAUGAGACGGGUGUUACCUCACGAAGCUCAGGAACUAAAGAAUAUAGUACAUAAAACUCUGAAUAUCUCAGCGCAGAUUGAAGAGGUUUCUGUAGCAGAGCUGGAUGAACGGCCUGUUCUAAUGCAUUUCAGAAAGGGAAAUAGUCUUAAAGACACAUACAGACUGCUGUAUUCCCUUCUGGAGUCAUCCAAUCCAACCCCCCAAAGGAGAUUAAGAUCCUCCCAUCAAUCCCUACAGCAGCCCCCUUUCAUGGAGGCUCUAAGGAGAGGGAUUGAGACAGGGGAGGAUGUGCUAACAUUUCAACAUGCAGAUGAAGUUAGGAUGGAGCCCAGUAAUUGGGAUUUAUCCAGUCAAAGGAGAAUCACCCAGGAGCUCCGACUGAGCACCUACCAAAGACUGGACAGUUUGGAGGAGACCAUCCGAGAGCUGGAGAACACUGUAAUAGAGAUCAGUGGUCACUCUAUGACAGAAGGGCUCUACACAGAGACAGAGGUGGCCCUCAUGAGCGUUCCAGCCCAGCGGACUGGGAGUCUGAAGUCGGAGACCAAGAGGCCACCGGUUCCACCCAAACCGGCAUCAAUUCAGGGAGGGAAUAAUCCCAGCAUAGGAAAAGUUCAUUCCUCAGCUGCCUCAAAACUGAAGCAUCUGCAGCAGAACAGCACAGAGAAGACUAAAAGUGGCAAGAAGGAGGAUUUACAGAAGGCACAGAGCCUCCAACAGCAGCAGUGAGCGACCCGUCCCCGCCCAGCCUCUUCAGCUUCCUCCACCUCCUGUUCACGUGACUAAAGAGAUACACACUUGUCUGCCCGCUUUACUUAACCAGCUCCUUUGACAUCAUUAGUCUUCAAUCCAAAAUGAUGCUUCUAGAUGUGUGAAUGUUUGUUUUUUUGUGCAAGCAAGCUUGCACAGGUGUGUUUGAAUAUGCCGACGGGAUGAUGCUGCAGGUAGCACUGCAGCCACAAACCAUCUUAGGGAUUUUCUUUACACCUUUUUCAAUUUUUCAUAAUUUCAACCCCCUGAAAACCUCAUCUCUUUGCGCUCCUCCUCCACCCCUUUCUGUCUUUUUGUCCCUGCUCUACUCCAAGGCCUUGGGGAUCAACAAGGGAACCGCCGAACCAUACCUGUCUGGACUGAAAGCAAGUAUUUUUUUAGGCCGGAUGCCUUCUGCAGCCUUUGCACCCGGCUUGAGAAUGUCCCCCCACGAGGGGACCGCACCCUCCCUGACAGUCUCCUCCAGCCAAGCAAAAGCCCUACUGGCAAGCCUGUCAGCCUCUGGCCUGUGCACUGAAGCCCUGCUCCUGUCCUCCGCUCUGCGUCAACGCCGCCUUCUCCGGGAGCAGAAAGGAUCAUCCUCUCUUCCCAAUAGCUUGUCCUCCACACCCACAUCCUCCUCUUCCCCCACAACCCCUACUCCAUCCCUGUCUCCCUCCUCUCCCACACCGCUUGGUAACUUUACUUUCUCCUCUAUGGUUGUCAAACCCACCAGAGGAAGAUCUGACAGCCCCCAACUGCUCAGCAGCCGUAAGGAUGGUGACAACUCCUAAUGGAGGGAGGAGGACAUGGACAAAUACAAAUCCAAAAUUAUCUUUAUAUAGAAAAAAAUCUUUUUUUCGAGAUAUUUUCUUUCAGGAUUUCUUAUAUCCACUUUUUUUUCUCACUGAUGUAGAAAGCAACAGACUCUGAGUUCAUCAUAAUUUCUCUCAGUUUUCUUCUUGGACAAGUGUCCUUCUCUCGUCUGGUUCCACGGUCUCCCACACAGUCCCACUGCCAGAUUCCCAAACAGAAUGCACACAAACAUGCCAAGCCUCCCUUUUCCACCAGCUGUCUGCUACAAGGUUAGUGUGGUCGAACACGUUCUCAUUUCAUGGGCUGUUUGUGGUAUCGUUUUCAUAUCUAGACUGUGGUUAUGAAAAUAGAGUUGCAAUAAUAGCCGAGUGAGUCGGAUAGUUCUAUAUGUUUAGGAUGAUGUUGCUCUUUCUUACCUGCCUAAUCUGAUAGAAAAGCUCUUCUCAGAAAAUAUUUACAAAAGCCAGAUGAGAUGAAUGUGGUUUUGAGCUGUUUGUGCAAAAAGGACACUCUUUUCUUUUUUGCAUCAGCCACAUUUUUAAACUUCCAAUCGGUGCUAUAUUUUCCCUUCAUUUGUGCACAAUAAGAGUUUACAUGAUUGUUCAUCCCCUUUGCACAUUACUCUGGGUUCUAAUUUAAUGUUGCAUUUUAAACCUUGGUAUGCAUCUCUGUAAAUGAAAACAUUGCAUCUGGUAUUGCAUUUAUGGCAUCUUUAAAGUGAAGGAAACAAGAAUAUUGCAGCAUUAUUCAUGAAAGCACACUGCAUUAAGCAGCCAUGACACUAAGAAACUGCAAAAUUACACUAAAAGAAAGAAAAUUAGAAAAGGAGGUUGUGUAUAACCCAUGUGGAUUUACUGUAUGAGUGUUGUGACUUGUUGUUUAUGACAAUCAGGGUGUUUUCACCGUAGCAUCUCGCAGGUCGCUCUGACAUCCAAAACCCAUCCCAAAGACUCAAGCACGCACCUGUAAAGCUAAGCUGUACAGCACUGACAUAAUGUGUGUGUUUUUUAUUUUAUUUUAUCUUUUAAAUCCUAUACGACCAGAUAUGUUAUGAUGCACCUGGGGUUGAAAUGGACCACAGUGACCGGAAUAUUUCACCCAUAAAAAUCAUAUUAAUGUUCCUUUAAAAAGCGCCCAGAUUUUAUCAUAGUUUAUAUGUUUUCAUUAACUCUAGUGAAAAAUGUAUAUGUAUUAAAAAUAACUUUUCAAUAGCACAGGUUUAUAUAUCAUAUAUUCCCCCUUAUGAGGGAAUCAGGGCAUCAUAAAUAUGUAGAGAAAGCACAGUUUCCCCCCUGAAAACAAAAUAACAAGAUACCCCUUAAAUAACUUAAUUAUAGGUUAGGAGGCAGUGCAAUUUUCAAAUAUAAAAAAAUCGUGCAAUGACAGAAAAGAAAAAUGGAAAUUUUCAACCUAGAACUAGAGGUGAACUGUAAGUAAACAAGUAUAUUGAAAUAAGCUAGAAUGAUACUGUAAGAUAAUUAAUUCAGUCAUUCAGUUAAAGUAGAGAAACGCAUAAAAAAGGAUACACAUUUACACAGUGUGAAAAAAAAUCUAUUAUUUCUGUUAAUUUUGGCUUACAAUGGUUGAAAAAAAAAACAACAAAAAUGUUUCUUUUUUCUUUAAAGAUGUUUAUGUUAUGGUCAUUUUAUAAUCCUGCAGUCAUGGGAAAAACUGCUGACACAAAAUAUGGCUGUUCAGAGAGUGACAUUAUUAUGCACACAGUACUAAUGGAAAAUUGAUUGGAAGGAAAACCUGCUUUAAAACAAGUGUAGAGGCGAAAAUGAUUUAUGAGCUAUAGAGAUAUUCACAAGACAUAUCUGGGAUGAGUUAAUCAAAUCCAGAUCCUCUUAUCUGAGCCAAGGAGAACAAUUGACCUGGCUGUUUUUUUUUGUGGUCCUAAGCUCUCUUUGUGUAAGUUGGUUCAGUGUGUAGUUGUCCAGUCCCAAUCAUCUGCUGUAGCAGAACAUUUAUGUGUGCACUGAGUUAUUUAUUUUUUUGUUUUGUUUAAUUAGCUGUAAGCAAUACACCAAGAUUAACAGAAUUAUACAUUUGAAAUAUAUUACACACUUUUCUUACCUUCCAAAUUUACGUGAAAUUACUAAACCAUAUUCACUUUUUCAUGAUAUUAUACAUUGAGAUGGGCCUGUUGGGCAUUUGCACACUGAUGUCAGACAUUUAAAUCAUGCUAACUGAAGGAAAGAGUCCUGAUUGUAAUUGGUUUGUCACAGUCUUACAGAAAACUGUUUACUUGGUGCAGUCAUUAAUCCAUCAUAACAUUAAAUAAAGAUUCAACAUGUGAAAUGUUUGCAAAAAAAA
Messenger RNA from Cyprinodon variegatus (sheepshead minnow), 7762 nucleotides. RefSeq names its product SRC kinase signaling inhibitor 1-like (gene srcin1a). NCBI's taxonomy places the organism in Eukaryota, Metazoa, Chordata, Actinopteri, Cyprinodontiformes, Cyprinodontidae. The coding region runs from base 59 to 4609 and encodes 1516 amino acids. The transcript is spliced from 23 exons. The record is from RefSeq and is a predicted model, not a curated record. Gene Ontology annotation, biological process: regulation of dendritic spine morphogenesis. Gene Ontology annotation, cellular component: actin cytoskeleton; cytoplasm; postsynaptic density.